AUGGUUUCAGCCUGGACUUAUGAUUUCAUUGGUGUAGGGGGAACUUUCCAUGAGGAACCUCCUUUUAUUGAUGGAGAUUGGUGCUUCGUUGAUACCUCACCAUGGCCUAGAGGUUAUCCUGGGCCAAAUCUCAAAAGUCUGUUAGCUGUGAUUACUUUUAGUAUUUCUGCAGAGCUGAAAAGUACAGACUGGCAAGGACAGUUUGCUCACGAAACCAGCUCAUGCAUUGAUUUGAUUGUCACCUCUUGGAAGAAAGAGCAGCAGCAGCACGGCCUGAAGCUGGAGCGCUCACAGCCAGGACCAAAUGCUUGGAGAGAGGAGGAGGCGGAACCUCCGUGCACACGGGUCUCACUUCCCACCCGGAGAACUGUUUGGAUGCACCACUGGGGGAGCGAAGCUGCGCUGCACCGCGCGGUGACCGGUCGCGCGGCAGGCAUGGAGGGGAGUGGGGCAGUGACCACUGCAGGCAGGGGCGGCGUUGCCGGCGGCGUCCACCCCCUCUUAGGGGCUCUCGAUGGACAGAACUGGAUGACCAGCCACCCGCAGUUUUUGGAGAUGCUGGAAUUAGACGUGGCAGAGACUUCUCAAGUUUAUACAGCUUUCUUGGUUUACCUGGACCUUCUGGAAGGUAGACACUGGCAUGAGGUAAAGAGUGUAGGACUACCAGAGCUCCAGCUCAUUUGCCUCCACGGUCAUGAGAAGGAAGGAGAAAGGUUACAGAUUGUGGUGCCAACAUCUGUUCAUGAAUCGUUCAGUCAUGAGAGAAUAAGAGAGAUCAUGACCCAUGCUUGCAAAUUCCAAGUUGAACCAGAUUCCCCAAUGUCAAUUACCUUGGCCAUAGUAGAGUCUGAUUCCACAAUCGUCUAUUAUAAACUGACUGAUGGAUUCGUAGUGCCAGAUCCUCCUGAUGAAGUUGAGGAUACUGAUAGUAAACAGUGGAGAAAGAAAAAGAAACUGAAGAGGUGACUUGAAGUGUGAACUGAAGAACUGAACUGAGGACAGUUCAUGGAAUCACUGAUGUCAAGCCAAUAUGAAGAUAAGCAAAGGAUACGGUGGUUCAGUUGACAUACUGAAGAAAAUAAGGUUAACAAGCAACAUAACAACCGUGCAAACACACUUUUUCAUCCAACUCUGCCCCUGCUAGGCCUAGACCCCAAAGAGAAAGAGCUUCACGGAAAAGGGCCCGUAUAUCCAAAAAGCAUUUAUCGCAACUAUUUUCCUAAUAGCCCCAAAAUGGAAAUUAAGGGGGUACCCACCUACUGGAAUGGCUACAGAAAUUGUGGUCUGUGAAUCUAAUGGAAUAUUAUUGUGCCAGAGGAAGCGACGGCAUGGAUUGUUUCCAGAUAAAGUGGGAAGAUCUCUAUGAUCUGAUUCAGAGUGAAGUGACCUAGAGGAGGAAGAAUGCAUCAGACAAAGCAUAGGCGGAAGAACAGGGCAGGUUUAGUAAUGCUACGGGCCCACGAUCUGGAGCUCUAGCUUAGCUGGGACUAGCUCCAGGACUGUGCUUUGGCUUCUCCUGGAGGUGGGUCAGCGUUUGGUCUGUGGCAUGGGCACUUGGCACAGGGACCGGAUCUGAGUUCAGCUAGCUUCUUAGUCUCCCUAAGCAGCCAAGUUCCAGAUACCCUCUCCAGUACCUACAAGUCCACAACAGUUGCCUCACCUACACCUGCCUGGGAAAGAGGGGACCUUCCUAGCCUCCCUGAAUAGACAUUCUAUCAACUUCCAGGUACCCUCUGUGGCCUUCUACAACUCCAAAGCAGUUGUCUUCACCUAUCUGUUUUCUCCUUCACAAUGCACUGCUCCACCCCCUACACCCAAACUAUACACAGCUGUCUGAUGCUCUGAGAUACCUCUAUGCCAAGACUGAACCCCAAAGGACAAUGAUAACCUACCCAAAUUCAUUCCUCAGUGGUGAACAUAUUUUCACACUGUCAUGUCCUCUCCAUCCCGUUGUAUACCUGGCUGCCAUUGUUCAAACUCCCAUUCUCUGUCCCUUGUGGACCACUUCCUUAUUCCCUUUUUCCUUCUCAAUCCAACCUCUUCCUUCCUUGUGUCCACUCUAAAGUCACCUACUUCUUCCACUGUGAUCUCUGGAUUUCCUGUUCAAUGGGUAAAAAACCUAGCUCUCUUAAAUUUUUUUAUUUCUCACCCCUCUGUGUCUUGCACUCAUUGAGAUCUGGCUCUGUUCUGAUGACACCACAUCGCUGACCACCUUUUCCAGCACUGUUUGCACUUUCAUUCAUUCCCCACCCCCUUUCUUUACUCCCAACUCACUGUUCUUGGUGGGCAAGUCAGAACACUCUUUGCUCUUCAUUACCACUUCCAGGCUCUUGCUCUACCACCAUCAUUCACCACCUCUGAGGUUCAUUCAGUCCAUAUUAAUCAUUCAGUCAAGAUUCUGGUGGCUGUUGUCUACCUACCUCCAGGACACUCUCCUUCCUCAAAGGGUUAAGUGGCUCACUCAGUCUUUCUCUUCAUCUCUCCAACUCCUGCUCUCGUACUAAAGGACUUCAUCAUACAUAUUCAUACUACUACAAGCACCUUAGCUUCAACUUACUCAUUUCUUCUGACCUACUCUUCUUCCCACCUUAGCUAUACCCAGAGAUGGUCUUGAUCUUCCCAUCUCCUGCAAAUAUUCCACUUCCUUGGUCACAAAUUCUGAAACUCCUUUUUUGGAUAAAUUUGUUGUCAUUCCACUUCUCCUUCUGUUUUGCAGUCCCCUAACCCUAUUCUUCGUCCUCAACAGCUGGAAUUCUCUACCUCCUUAUCUUUACUCCUUGAUUUGCCUGGCUUCCUUCAAGUCCAAACUAAAAUCCCUGCUUCUAUUACAAGCCUUUCCCAGCCCUUCUUAAUCUUAGUGCCUUCCCUCUGACAGUAAUCCAAUUUGUCCUGUUUAUAUAUGUUGUUUUGACAAAGUUGUUUGCAUAUUCUCUCCUCAUGGGGAGCAUCUGUCUUUUGCUUUUCUUUAGGUGUACUAAGGUAUAGUACCUGGCGAAUAAUAGGCACUUAAUAAAAUGCUUGUUGACUUGGA
Molecule: messenger RNA, 3031 nt
Organism: Dromiciops gliroides (monito del monte)
Lineage: Eukaryota; Metazoa; Chordata; Mammalia; Microbiotheria; Microbiotheriidae
Gene: TSEN15
Product: tRNA splicing endonuclease subunit 15
Biological process (GO): tRNA splicing, via endonucleolytic cleavage and ligation
Molecular function (GO): nucleic acid binding
Source: RefSeq, a predicted model, not a curated record